AUGUCGCAGCCUGCCUUCGCGUUCGAUCCAUCACGGCGGCCAUCGCAGGCCGAGAACCAGACCGUACUCAAAUCCGAGAUCCCGCUGAAGGAACGAUUCUUCCGUUACUUCCAACAUGAGAUUACCGCUCUUCAAGAAGAGAUGGACCGUCUGGCAGACACGUCCCUCAUAGGAGGUGAACGGACGGAUGCAACCGAUCAUUGCCUGGCUGGAAUUGCAAGAUUGUCUAAUGAGGUUAAGGAUGCAGCAAGCUAUAUCCCCACCUAUGAUCAACGUGUGUAUGCAGAGGCCAUCAAAGCGCUUCAGGACAAGCUUGCCGAGACACGCUCUGCGUUUGAGCCUCGCCCCAAAUUUACCUUCAAGACAAAGAAGAAUGCAUCGGCUGUCUCGCUAUCAGAUGCGGCCGAACUAGUUGCCCAAGGCCACGGGGGUCUACCCGGCUACCGCUCCCCAGGAGCAUCUUCGGUCGAUUCCUCCGCUGGGCAAACGCCGAAUUACCCAUCUACACCUUUGUACGAACCAGAUUUCCUUCAGUCACAUCGGCCAGAAAUCGCACCGACGUCGGUUCCCGCCUUUUCCUCUGGUAUUAGUGAAACUGAAUCGAAAUCCAAAGGAGACUCCAAUAAGGGUAAGGCUUUCGCGGCCACAGCUGUGUCCUCUGUCUCCGUAAACGAUCAUUAUGGUCUCCAUAUUAUGCUUCCUGCAUCAGGCUCGACAGCGGCUGUACCUGCAUCUAUCACAUCUUUGAACCAUUGCGUCGUUGAUAUGUCCAUACCGACUGCAAACGGCAAGCCGUAUGCCAGUCUCACUGUCAAGGAUGUCAACGAGAGCUUAUUGAUCUGUGGCCAAAUUGACGGGCCAGCGCAUAUAACCGGUGUUAAAAAUAGUGUGAUUGUGGUGUCGUGUCGCCAAUUCCGCAUGCACAACUGUACUGGCGUGGACGUGUACCUGAGCAGCUCCAGCAAUCCAAUCAUUGAAGAUUGCACCAACGUCCGGUUUGGCAGAAUCCCCAGAGCAUAUGCUCUGGACCAUGAUCGCCCGGAUAACGAAGACCGCUGGAGCCAAGUUGAGGACUUCAAAUGGAUCAAGCCGGAACCAAGCCCGAACUGGAGCUUGCUAAGUCCUGAGGAGUCGAUUCCAGAAGAAGUGUGGGCUGAGAUUGUGCCCGGUGGCCCUGGAUGGUCACUCGAAGACAUACUACGCGCAAUCAACAUUGUGAAAGAUUAA
Messenger RNA from Aspergillus fischeri NRRL 181, 1227 nucleotides. RefSeq names its product putative tubulin-specific chaperone c. The transcript is spliced from 4 exons. The record is from RefSeq and is a predicted model, not a curated record. Bases 1 to 1227 code for a protein of 408 amino acids. NCBI's taxonomy places the organism in Eukaryota, Fungi, Ascomycota, Eurotiomycetes, Eurotiales, Aspergillaceae. Gene Ontology annotation, biological process: tubulin complex assembly; post-chaperonin tubulin folding pathway. Gene Ontology annotation, cellular component: cytoplasm.